UCCCCUUUCGUUCAAACUACCCAACCCUCAUAUUUUAUAUGCAUACACACACCAAAACACACACACACACAUUCAUUACUACAAGUUUCUUGAUCAUGUCUUCUUCAUCUUUUUCCCUCAUCACCACAAAGAAAUCUUGAAUCUUUUUCCAUACCCAUUUCAUUAAUCUUCCAUAACUUCAAGAAUUUGCCAAAAAAAAGGUAAAAGAGUGAUCAUGUCAUCAAUCUUGGCUUCAAAUGGGAUGGUGUUAGCCACCGCCAUGGCCGCCGUCUCCGGCACCGUUCUCCUCCUCGCCCUCCACCUCCAUAAACAACCCGCCGACACCGUCCACCACCCGAGACCCUGCAUCUCUUCAGAUGGGAAGAAGAGAGAGAAAAAGAACAAGAAAGUACACUUUGCAGAGGAUGUGAGAGAGCCAAGUGGAAAUGGGGAAGAGUUUAGGAGGAGGCUUCAAAGUAAGAAUCAAAGUCAAGAUCGGUCUUUUUCGUCAACUUUGAAAGAUGAAGGGUGUAAAAAGAAAAUGAGGAGAGAUUACAAGGGUAUUCCUGCAAAUAGGAUGGCGCUUUACACCGGAAUCCUUAGAGAUCGCGGUGUUCAUCGCGUGUCAUACUGCUAACUAGAGAUGUUGAAAUCGAGAAAACCGAACCGAAAAAAAUGAAUACCGAGAAAACUGAACCGAAAAAAAAGUGAAUAACUCAAUUCUAUUGUUAAUAGCUUACUCACUUUAGACUUUUUUUUAUUCAUUUUGUAAAUUGUUUAGUUUUAACUUUUAAGUCCCUCAUCUUUUUUUAGAAGUGCAA
Helianthus annuus (common sunflower) is the source of this 800-nucleotide messenger RNA. RefSeq lists its product as uncharacterized. The transcript is spliced from 2 exons. NCBI's taxonomy places the organism in Eukaryota, Viridiplantae, Streptophyta, Magnoliopsida, Asterales, Asteraceae. The coding region runs from base 215 to 616 and encodes 133 amino acids. The record is from RefSeq and is a predicted model, not a curated record.